This is a messenger RNA of Closterium sp. NIES-67, 2934 nucleotides long. Lineage: Eukaryota; Viridiplantae; Streptophyta; Zygnematophyceae; Desmidiales; Closteriaceae. The record is from the annotation of a GenBank genome assembly.
CGGCACGUGCUGAUCGCACAGCGCAGCCAUGCAUCGCCCGAUGCGCUCCGCCCUCGCGCGGCGCCACGAUGCUCGUCUGCUCCCCGCGGAAAUGGCCGCCAGACCCCUCGCUCUCGCCUCUCCUCCCCUCGCUCUCGCCUCUCCUCCCCUCGCUCUCGCCUCUCCUCCCCUCGCUCUCGCCUCUCCUCGCUCCCCUCGCCCUCGCCGCCCUCUCAAGUACCCACCGUCGUUGCCAUUCCUUGCUGCGCGCUGUGCUCCCUUGGCUCGACUCCGUGCUUCUUUUGAAUUCGCCCCUCCCUCGCCGCUUUUCUCUCUCGGUCCGCUGCGAAACGCUCUUCAGCGCGGAUCAUGGCGCUCCUAUCAGCCCCUCUCGCCGCUGCCCGCGCCUCCUUGCCGUGUGUUGCGCACCCACUCCCCGCCCCCCGUGCGCGCGCCCCCACCGUAUGCGCGCUUCCCGUUUCCGCGCCUUCCCUGACCGCGAGCCGUGCGGUAUGGCGCUCGUACGCAGCGCGCGUGCAUGGGCGCGGGGAUUUGCUAAGGAGGAUAGGCGGACAGGUGGGGCGGCUGGGGGGAUGGCGGCGGGCGUCUGCUAGUGAGGAUAACGAUGCGAAAGAUGCGGCUGAUGUGGCACGCAGUGAGGAUUACACUCCAGAAGGUGACGUGGAGGAUGUGUCAGACGACGUGGCGGAGGCGUCAGCAGCAGCGGCCGAGCUGGCAGCUGAGAUGGCAGCCGAGGCCGCCGCUCAAGCUGCCAGCGUGUAUGCCGCCACUGCUGCUGCGGAGGGGAUGGGGGAGGAAAGUACAACAAGUGGGGGAGAGCAGAGGGAGGGCUGGGAGGAGGUGAGAGUGCGUAGGAACGAGGAGAGAGCGGACGGUGAUGAGAGUGGUGAGGCCGCUGAGUCGGCCUUUCUGGGCGCAGGGGGGGUUGUAGCUCCUGGCGCUGCCCUGUCUGCGGCUGCUGGUGCUCAGGCCGGUGCGGCGGACAAGGCACUGGGUCACGAGCAGCAGCGCAAGGAGGAGCGGCAAGACAGUCAGCAGCAGCAGGAGCAGCGGCCCGAGCACUCCCCGCCACGUCAGCCCCAACCCUCCAGCGCGCCGGCAGUAACGGGGCUGAGGCGCACGGUGUGGGGGCAGGAGGGCGUAUCCGCGCCGUGCCCCCCGCUGCACGAACAUCUGACGGUGGACGUGGCGGUGGUGGGCGGCGGCAUCAACGGGCUCAGCGUGGCGUACGCGCUGUUGGAGAAGCACAGGAGGGGGAAGGCCGCAGGUGGAGGAGGGCGCAAGGACCUGUCCGUGGUGGUGCUGGAGGCGCGCGCCAUCGGUUCCGGCCAGACGGGCCGCACGACGGCGCACCUCAUGCCGUGGAACGACGACUAUUACAGCGUGCUCGAGCGCCUCUUCGGGCGGCGCCGGGCGGCGCUGGUGGGCAGAAGCCACGUGGCAGCCAUUGAUUGGGUGGAGCGUGUGGUGCGGGAGCGCGGGAUAGAGUGCGAGUUUGAGCGCGUGGACGGGUACCUCUUCCCACAUGAUAGCUCUGAUGAGGCCAACCGCAAGAUGCUGCAGGAGCUGGCAGCCUGUCAGCGCAUUGGCGUGGACGCCUCUCUGGUGGACGUGCAGGGCGACCCCGCCCUGGGGUCACUGUCCUCCGCGCUGCGCUUCCCCAACGCCGCUGACUUCCACCCGCUCAAGUACCUGCAGGGCCUAGCAGAGGCCGUCACCGCCAUGGGCGGGCGCAUCCACGAGAACACGCGGGUCAUCCGCAACUCGUCGCUCUCCACCGCGCUCGAGCUCAACACGGGCGUGCGCGUGACAGCUGGCAGCGUCGUACUGGCCACCAACUCGCCGAUCAACCACAACCUCGCCGUGCACGCCCGCCAGAGCGCGGACCGCACCUAUGUGGUCGGACUGGCGGUUCCCAAGGGCAGUGUGCACCGUGCACAGUGGUGGGACACGGCGUCCCCCUACCACUACGUGCGCAUCGCCCCCGGCCGCGGCGGCGAGUCAGAGGCGGACACGCUGAUAGUGGGCGGGGAGGACCACCCCACGGGCGUGCUGGCCCCCAAGGAGUAUCCGCGGGCGUAUGAGCGCCUGGAGCGGUGGGCCAGGGAGCGGUGGACCUCGGCGGGGAAAGUUGUGUUCCGGUGGACUGGCCAGGUGUAUGAGCCAGUGGACUUCCUCGGGCUGUACGGCAAGAACCCUCUCGUGAACCGCCCAUCCAAGGACGUCUACGUUGUCACAGGCAACAGCGGGCAGGGCAUGACGGGCGGCACCAUCUCCGGCCUCGUGGUGUCGGAUCUGAUUCUCUCGGGCCGCAGCGAGUGGCAGGAGCUUUAUGACCCGCGCCGGCUUCCCCCGCUCUCCCAGGAGACAGCUGAGAGCAUCGCCACCAUCACACGCGACACGGCCCAGGGCUACGCCUUUGAUCUGCUGUUUGUGCCAGGGGAUGUGCGAUCCGUCAAUGACGUGAAGCCGGGGGAGGGCGCCCUGGUGGCGGUGGGGCUGCACAAGCAGGCAGUGUACCGCACUGAGGAGGGCAAGCUGAAGCGGUUCUCAGCUGUCUGCCCGCACCUCAAGUGCGCGGUCAGGUGGAACCCAAACGACAAGACUUUCGACUGCCCGUGCCACGGGUCCCAGUUCGACACAUCUGGGCAGGUGAUUCAGGGUCCGGCCAAGGCCAACCUCUCCCCUGUGGCCGGCGAUAGCUGUUGCGGGUGAAGAGGCUGGGGCGAAGGCAUGUAAGGCACGUAUUGAAGGCUGGGGAUGAGGAGGUUGGAGGUCUUCAGACAGAUGCUGGGAUGGGACGGUGAUCUUACCGGUAGAUUGCACAGGGGUGGGUCCUGCUGCUGUACAUUUGUAUGUAGCUUAUGAUGUUGAGUAAAUGUUUGCACUGCACACAUGAAGAAGCUGUUGCCAUUGAUGGACUGAUGAACACAA